Onychomys torridus (southern grasshopper mouse) is the source of this 786-nucleotide messenger RNA. It is a transcript of the gene Cldn18, whose product is annotated as claudin 18. Gene Ontology annotation, biological process: cell adhesion; bicellular tight junction assembly. Gene Ontology annotation, molecular function: structural molecule activity. The record is from RefSeq and is a predicted model, not a curated record. Lineage: Eukaryota; Metazoa; Chordata; Mammalia; Rodentia; Cricetidae. The transcript is spliced from 5 exons. Gene Ontology annotation, cellular component: bicellular tight junction; plasma membrane.
AUGGCCACCACCACGUGCCAGGUGGUGGGGCUCCUCCUGUCCCUCCUGGGUCUGGCCGGCUGCAUAGCUGCCACCGGGAUGGACAUGUGGAGCACCCAGGACCUGUACGACAACCCGGUCACCUCCGUGUUCCAGUAUGAAGGGCUCUGGAGGAGCUGCGUGCAGCAGAGCUCGGGGUUCACCGAGUGCCGGCCAUAUUUCACCAUCCUGGGCCUUCCAGCCAUGUUGCAAGCAGUAUGAGCCCUCAUGAUCGUGGGCAUUGUUCUGGGGGUCAUUGGUAUUCUAGUAUCCAUUUUUGCCCUGAAGUGCAUUUGAAUUGGCAGCAUGGAUGAUUCUGCCAAGGCCAAGAUGACACUGACCUCAGGGAUCCUGUUCAUCAUCUCAGGUAUCUGUGCAAUUAUUGGUGUGUCCGUGUUUGCCAACAUGCUGGUUACCAACUUCUGGAUGUCCACAGCUAACAUGUACAGCGGCAUGGGUGGGAUGGUGCAGACUGUUCAGACAAGGUACACCUUCGGUGCGGCUCUAUUCGUGGGGUGGGUCGCUGGAGGCCUCACACUAAUUGGGGGAGUGAUGAUGUGCAUCGCCUGCCGUGGCCUGACACCAGAUGAAAGCAACUUCAAAGCCGUGUCUUACCAUGCCUCUGGCCAAAAUGUUGCCUACAAGCCUGGAGGCUUCAAGGCCAGCACUGGCUUUGGGUCCAACAUCAGAAACAAGAAGAUAUACGAUGGGGGUGCCCGCACAGAGGAUGAUGAACAAUCUCCUCCUUCCAAGUAUGACUAUGUGUAA